Molecule: messenger RNA, 1849 nt
Organism: Zophobas morio
Lineage: Eukaryota; Metazoa; Arthropoda; Insecta; Coleoptera; Tenebrionidae
Product: beta-hexosaminidase subunit alpha-like
Exons: 6
Coding region: 105-1814 (569 amino acids)
Biological process (GO): ganglioside catabolic process; carbohydrate metabolic process; glycosaminoglycan metabolic process
Cellular component (GO): membrane; lysosome
Molecular function (GO): beta-N-acetylhexosaminidase activity
Source: RefSeq, a predicted model, not a curated record
CCGACUAGAUAAGUACCUGAUAAAAGAUAAGUGGUAUGUAAUAGUGCCGAAUAAUUGAUUAUCUCUGAUAACACCUUGAGAUUUUUGUUUUUGUUUCCGUACUUAUGUGUCUUCUUAACAAAGGUCACCAGCUACCAAAUGACUUAGACAGGUUCAAGAUCAGAUUAGAUUCGAAGAUCUGCUCUUAUAAAUGGAGAUCCGUACUGAUUAACCAUACAGUUACAACCAUGCUUAAGUCAAUUAUUCUUUUUUCGUUUUUGGUGGGGUGUGCCCUAGCUCUAGGUCCUGCUGUGUUGGCGACCAAGGGGGCGGUAUGGCCAAAACCACAAGCCGAGGAAAAAACCCAAGACUACUAUACGAUACUACCACAUGGUUUUAAUUUUAAGGUACCUGACAACGUCGGCUGCCCGAAUUUCCUCAACGAUGCUUUGACGAGGUACUGGACGAUUAUAGCGACGGCUGGUUCAAAGGUUUCGCAAAAUUCGUGGACGCGGUUUCAAGCGGAUGGAAAUUUUUUGGGAACUUUACAAACUUUGAACAUAGAUCUAGAAGCAGGGUGCGAAAGCGAAGACAUUUAUCCCAAGGAAGGGGAUUCCGAAAAUUAUACUUUGGUUGUUGAUGCACAAGGAGCCACCCUUUCGGCGUCCACCAUUUGGGGGGUACUUCGCGGUUUGGAAACUUUCUCGCAGUUGAUAUAUGUGGAGCAAGACUCACUCAUCAUUAAUGGUACCACUAUCACCGAUGGUCCCCGAUUUACUUACAGAGGGUUGUUGAUUGACACCUCGCGUCACUUCGAACCACUUACUAUUAUUUUUGCAAUGUUGGACGCUAUGGCUUACAAUAAAUUUAACGUUUUCCACUGGCACAUAGUUGAUGAUCAUAGUUUUCCUUACAAGAGUCGUACUUAUCCUGAACUUAGUGAUGAAGGUGCGUACCAUCCGUUCUCAAAAAUCUACGAACAAAGUGACGUCGCUCGAGUCAUUGAGUAUGCCAGACUUCGUGGAAUUCGAGUAAUCCCAGAGUUUGAUACUCCUGGUCACACCAGUUCCUGGGGAGCUUCUCACCCAGAAUUAUUGACCGCUUGCUACUCCAACAACGAACCCAAUGGUAACUUCGGACCCAUGGACCCCACGAAAAACUCUACGUACGACUUCGUUACCCAACUAUUCACAGAAAUCGUAGAUGUGUUUCCCGACAAUUACUUCCACAUCGGUGGAGACGAAGUAGAUUUUACCUGUUGGCAAAAUAACCCCGACGUUGGUACUUUCAUGGGAGAAAACAACAUCGCCACUUACAAAGAACUGGAAAGUUUUUACAUCCAACACGUUGUCGACAUUUUAGAUAAUCUAGAAUCGCAGUACCUCGUCUGGGAAGAAGUUUUCGUCAACGGGGUGGUUCUACCAAAUUCUACAGUCGUUCACGUUUGGAAGAACAAUGGUCUCACCACUUUACGCAGCGUCGUCCAAGCCGGUAAACGCGCUGUUUACUCUUCUUGUUGGUACCUAUCAGAUCUGCAGAGUGGUGGCGACUGGAAUGGCUUCUACAAGUGCGAACCGGUGGCCCUAAUCGAUGAUGAAGCCGAAUUAGAUUUGGUUGUGGGGGGCGAAGCGUGCAUGUGGGGCGAAUAUGUCAACGAAUUUAGCAUAGUCCCGAGAGUCUGGCCUAGGGCUAGUGCGGUAGCUGAGCGACUUUGGUCGGACCGAGAGGUCACCGAUGUCAAUGAUGCAGCGCGACGGCUGGAGGAGCACACUUGCAGGAUGAACAAGAGAGGAAUUGCGGCUCAGCCCCCGAACGGACCUGGCUUUUGUCCUUAAACAAUAAAAAUUAAAAUCUUGGAAUUUUAAAAGUC